UUUCUUUUUUCUUUUAUAUAUAUAUAUAUAUACACACACAUGAAUUAUCUGACAUUUUUAAUUCUUGUGAUUGCAUCACAGCUCUCAAACGCAGCUCCUGCAGGAGAUCUACCUCGAUAUGAGCCUGGUGUUCUCUACCUGCCUGAUAAAGCCAUCGCGCUAGAUGACGGGUAUGAAUUGAGUAUUCAAGGAGUGCUGGGUGGAAUGGUCUUAAUAUGCUGUGGAUUGAUGUUGGGAGUGCACAGUGUCUGGGAUCGAACAGCGGCAGGACGAAACGUGCAAAGUUUGACUGGAUUUAUUACGUUUGGUUUGAUUACUUGGGUCAUGUUGGCGAAUUUUGAGCCAGAGUCAACCUAUGGUCAAAACCGCUUAACGAUAUACUUUAUUGUACCAUUUAUGGUUGGCUUAGUUUCGGUGUGUUUCAUGGCGGUCACGAUUCAGUUAUAUCUGAUGUUGAUUGGUGGACUAGGUGCAUUGGCCUUUGGCUUAUGGAUAUUGGCUUGGAAGGAUAACUUAUCCAUCACGUCUACCUAUGGUAGAACCAUUCUCUUGGUUGUGUUGGUGGUGGCAUUCAUGUUAUUCUCGCUGUAUUCGUGCUUCUGGGUCAAGUUGGGUGCUGCUUUGGCUGGUCCAUACAUGUUCUUUAUGGGUUUGGAUAUUUAUUUUCAUACUGGCUUUCUUUACUGCUUUACUACCGUUCUUGACCCGAAUCAUCCUCAUACAUAUGAAGUUCAUCGUGGAGUGUACAUUAUGCAGUCAUGCAUCAUCAUUGCUUAUAUCGUGGCCUAUGUCAUUCAGAACUUUGGCAGCCAUCAUAUCUAUAGACAGCAUAGCUUUGUCAUGACUACUUCUAAACUGCCUGAUUAUCAAUACAAGUCCAAUAUUCGACCAAGAUAUUUCACUAAUUUUGCCACGUUCAUGCCUCCUUUUUUCCAUCGAGGUACAGCGCCUAUUCCUCCCGCUCCUGUUACCACCGUCAUUUAAAAAAAAAAAAGAGAGAGAGAGUGAAAGAGAGAAAAAAAAAAUUUUUUUUUUUUCCAUUUUUUCCUUUUAUAUAUAUAAUCCAC
Mucor mucedo is the source of this 1067-nucleotide messenger RNA. RefSeq lists its product as uncharacterized. Bases 40 to 984 code for a protein of 314 amino acids. The record is from RefSeq and is a predicted model, not a curated record. Lineage: Eukaryota; Fungi; Mucoromycota; Mucoromycetes; Mucorales; Mucoraceae. The transcript has 4 exons.